Sardina pilchardus (European sardine) is the source of this 2823-nucleotide messenger RNA. RefSeq names its product optineurin (gene optn). Gene Ontology annotation, cellular component: nucleus; cytoplasm; Golgi apparatus. The transcript is spliced from 14 exons. NCBI's taxonomy places the organism in Eukaryota, Metazoa, Chordata, Actinopteri, Clupeiformes, Clupeidae. The record is from RefSeq and is a predicted model, not a curated record. Bases 271 to 1866 code for a protein of 531 amino acids. Gene Ontology annotation, molecular function: K63-linked polyubiquitin modification-dependent protein binding. Gene Ontology annotation, biological process: regulation of canonical NF-kappaB signal transduction; protein localization to Golgi apparatus; Golgi ribbon formation.
GUAAUGCAAGGUGCGAUCACACCUACACGUGUUCCGGUGGAAACAACGCUUUAGACCCAUCCACUUUAUUUCCAGAUCGCACUCGCUCAGUUUCCGACCGAGAGGCUACGUAACGUCAACACCAGGAAGAGAAGCACCAGCAGCACAUUCCUACCAAACAAGACGGGGUGAGUGCGAAGAAGAAAGUGAGCAGACGUCUGACCCUGAACAGUUUUGUUUCGGCCACAUCAUCGUUUUGGAGUAGUAAAACGAUAAGGCUACUGUGGGGCGAUGGCUUCCAGCACCCCAAUGGUGAAUGGGGACCUGAGUCGGGGGUCCCCCCCUGGAGCUGCUGUGGGCAGUCUAGAGGAGGCCGUUCAGCAGAUGAACACCCUCAUCAAGGAGAACCGAGAGCUGAAAGAGGCGUUGAGGCAGACUAACUCGACCAUGAAGGAGCGUUUCGAGGACCUGUCUCUGUGGCGCGAGAAACAGAGGGAGGAGCGGGAGUUCCUGGAGGGACGGCUGGAGGAGGCCCGGCAACGCGUGACGACUCUCACCGCAGAGAACGAGGGACUGAAAAAACGAGUGCAAGAGCUGCAGAACACCUCACAGCCAGCACAGGCCGCGGCAGGGGAGCUGGAGGCGCUGCGGGUCCAGCUGGCCCGUGUGCAGGCGGAGAAGAACGACCUGGUGGCCCUCAACUCAGAGCUGCAGCUGAAGAUGGGUCAGGGGUCACCCGAGGACUCCUUCAUCGAGAUCCGGAUCGCUGAAGGACAACUGGACGUGACUAAAGAUUUACCCUCCGCUCAGGAAGAGCUCACAGCCUCAUGCAUGUCGCGCUUCAAAUCCGAGGAGCAGACGGUGAGCCAACUGCUGCAGUCUCUGAGGAGUGAGACCAAACGCGUGGAGACGCUGGAAAUUGAGCUCCAGGCUGCAAGAGAAAGAUUGAACGAGUUGGAACUUCAGAAGCAGAUAAACAGUGAGAGCAGCACGCAGACGUCACUAUCUCUCCAGCUCGCUGAUCAACAGCAGGCUGAGAAGGACAAACAGAGCAGCGAUGAGAAGUCUGCGACCGAAGUGGAGAAUCUGAAGACGCAGGUGAAGACUCUGGUCAAAGAGCUCCAGGAGCCUCAGAGCAAACUGGACGAGGCAGAAAAAAUGAAGAAAAACCUCCAGGACAGGUGUCGGGAGAUGGAGCAGGAGCUGGCCAGCCUGCGGACCCAGCUGGGGGAGCGGCAGCAGGUGCAGACGGAGAACGAGCGGCUCAAGCUGCAGCUGGAGAGUCUGCAGGCCCACAACAAGAUGGAGCAGAAGAAGGCCCUGGAGGAGAAGAACAACCUGGCUCAGUUGAAAGAUGCGUACACUAAGCUGUUUGAGGAUUAUAAUGAGUUGAAGGAGGAGAGGAAGAGACGAGAGCAGGCUAGCGUGUCACGGGAGGAGGCCAACGACGUCCAAAUGCGAUUGGCCGCAGCUGAGCAGGCGCUGGCUGCCAAGCAACAGAAGAUUGAUGACAUGAAGCAGGAGCUCUUCCAAAAGGAGAAGGAACUGGAGACGGUGUCUGUCUUUAAGGCCCAGGCGGAAGUGUACUCGGCUGAUUUCUAUGCGGAGCGGGCAGCUCGAGAGGCCAUUCACGCAGAGAAGGAGCGUCUCGCCGCCCAGCUGGAGUUUGUCAAGAAACAGAAGAGCCAACUGGAGGAUGAGAUGGACUCGCUCGGCAGACAAUCCUUAGGAGAGAUGCAGCGCAGACACGUGCCACGCGGAGCCACACCACAAGGGGGCAGCAGAGGAGCGGAAGUGAACAUUCCGGAACAUGCCUGUCCAAAGUGCAACGAAAUCCUUCCUGAUCUGGACACUCUGCAAAUCCACAUCAUGGACUGCAUCAUUUGAGCCUGUGGUCAGACAGUAUCUCAAACAGUUAUACCCCCCCCCCCCCACACACACACACCCAACCAUACACUAGUUCAUCAAAACUCUGGUUCAUAAUAAGCUUUAACACUGCACAUAGCAAUCACUGCACAGUAACUCUUCUUGAAAAGAAUAUUGUGGGGUACAGUAUAACAAACUAUUCCCAUGUUGCACUCUGUAAUUAAGAUCUAUUGGUGUUCAGAUUUGAAGUUUACUGUCAGACUAACAAUGCGUAUCAGUAUAGUUCUGAUUUCGAAGCCCUUAAAUGCUUAUAUAAGAUAUAAUAAUUAUAUUUUGUUUGCCAAUUCAAGCCUAGUGAAAUUUAGAUUGUGUUUAUUUUCAUGUUAAAUGAAUUUAUACCUGUGUGUUCAGUAAAGGCAUUUAUCAAGAACCCUAAUAUGUGAUAUUUAAGUAGAUUCUUCUCAGAUGGCUUUGGUGACAGACUUCAAAAUAUAUUGUCUACGUUACUAAAAAGAUACAACCAAAUUGGCCCAUCUUAAGUGGAGUAGAAGUUAUAGUUUACCGCAUCAGGGCACUUUAGCUGCUGACAAUAUUCCAGAUUAGUGAAGGAGCAUGUAGCAGGUAGGGCGGCUCAAUCCCAGAAUCUCACACUCUGUUGGCUUUAAUUAAUGUGCAGCUGCGCUGUUGCAGAUUGCUUCUCGUCUUCCUCUCAGUGAGAAAACUGGUUUUGAUGUCCGCAAAGUAUGGUCACUCAGAACAGAAGACGUAGCAGCAGGGGUGAGGAAAACCCAGACGGAAUGAUGACUGUGUUCUGAAAAUUAAAGACUCCUUCCUUAGACGGUUUGGUGUGGCAUCAGUGACCAACUUGGGUAUAUUCAUUGCUACUUGAAGAAUUAACCCACAUUCUUGUUUAUGAAGUUGGAUAAAGUAAAGGUGUCUCCUGGACAUGCUUAAUAUUAAAAAAAGAUCUGAACAAUA